Messenger RNA from Agrilus planipennis (emerald ash borer), 3597 nucleotides. RefSeq lists its product as uncharacterized. The record is from RefSeq and is a predicted model, not a curated record. NCBI's taxonomy places the organism in Eukaryota, Metazoa, Arthropoda, Insecta, Coleoptera, Buprestidae. The transcript has 2 exons. Bases 153 to 3470 code for a protein of 1105 amino acids.
AAAUCACUACUGUCAAAGUAUAAUACAGUAUAAAUGUAACCGACAAAUUCAAAAAUUGAAAUGUAUAUCAGUGUUAAUUGGAAGCUCUUUUACAUUGAAUAAUUUUAUAUAAACCAUUUUAGUGAAAUUUGUGAUCAGCAGGACUAUUAAAAAUGCCCCCUUUUAAAAGUGGUUUCGUCAAAGACGUUGUAACGCCUGGAACUGUGAAACAAACAAAAAAACGAAAAAAGGAUUCAUUCGGUUUUGAAAUUGAGGAACAUCCCACUGAAAACAUAAAACGUAAACUGAAGAGAAAAAUUCGUGCAACUGAAGAACUUUAUAAUACACCCAUUACACCAGGUGAGGCAAGUGAAUUUGAACACAGAUUGACUCGCAGCCACAAAAAAACUAAAUGGUCAUUCCUUCCUAAAAUUAAUGACAUUACACCUGAUCAAAAAAACUUUAAUAAAAGUGUAGAACAGUUAAGAGGUAAAGCAACCAAUGAACGUAAAAAGGAAAGAGUAAACCAUACAGAAAAAGACCAAAUUCCAAUAAGGCAAACACGUCGUAGUACUAGAGAAAGUAUCAAAAUGUCUAAUCAAAGUAAGAGCACUGAUGAUGAUAAAAAAAUAUCACCUAAACACAAUCAAAAAGAGUUAGAACAAGAAUUGGUGCAAAACGAACUAAAAAAUCAAAGAGUUACUCGCACCAGUUACAGAAAAUCUUUAAUAAAAGUCUCUCAAAAUGUUAUUAAAAACGUCAAAGAAUCUGCAAAAACAGAAACUGAAGAUAAUGAUAAUUUCAUUUCUCAAGAAUCAGUCCAAGAAAUCCUGAAUUGUAGAAGCCCUACAAGUUUAAAGAAAUUACACGACUCUCGCCUCACUUACGAUCUUCCAGCUAUUAUUAAAACUCGAAGAGAAACCUACGACGUAGAUAAUGCUGCAUCAGUUGCAAAUUUUGCCAAAAUUGAAACAGAAUUAAAGUUAAAAAAAGAAGAGAAAACUUUAGUUAAUGAUGAGGCUGUUUUGGAAACUACAUUUAAGGCUAAAAGUACAAAAGUUAUUAAAACAGGUACUCAAGAAAUUACUUUAAAGGAAGAUAGUAAUGAUGUAAAGGAUAAUCAAAGUUUAAAGAGUAAAGACACCGACGAAAGUCGAGAAGUAAAUACAGAUAUUUCACAAGAAAUUGAAUAUACAUCAGAAAAAAAAAUUGUAUCAACAGAAACUGAAAAUGAUAAUCUAUAUGAAGAGCCAAAAAAUGGAACUAAUUCUUCAUUUACAAAAGUGAAAAAUUCUGAAGUUUCUAAUAAUGACUUAAUAGAUGAAAAUAGAGAGUACAAUGAAGAUGAAGUACCAAAAAAGGUUGAAGUUGAAAAAAAACUAAAUGAUACGUAUUGUAAGAAUUUUAACAAUUCCUUAAAUGAAUCUUCAGAUACUGGGAAUAAUACCUAUACAAAAUCAACGGAUUCUGAACACAACAUGAACGAAGGAAAUGAUAAUGUGGAGAUAGAAAUAAGAAAAGAAAACAACAAAAAAAUAGAAAAUAAUCGGUGUGAAGACAUUAACAAUUCCUUAAAUGAAUUUUUACCUAGUGGGAAAAAUACCAUUAUAGAGACGAUGGAUAUUCAAAAUAAUGUAACUUUAAAAGAAAUUAAUGAAAAAAAUAAAAGUUUACAGUCGGAAAUGAAAUAUAAAGAAACCGAAGACAUCCUUACAACCGAGUUAAAAGAAUUGGAAAAAAAUACAUCAUCAAAGGAUAAAGAAAACAUAGCCGAAUGCAAAAACAACGACGGUAACUUUAUGAAGACAGCAAAUAUUGGUUUGUCUAAGAAUAAUAACAUACAUAAUGAUAUAAAUGAAACCCAAAACUUAACAUAUGAAAAAUACGAAGAAACUAAAAACAUUGAAAUAAACGCAACAGUAAUAGCAUCUGAUGAAAAUAAACUAAUAGAAAUUCAGAAAGAAUGCAAUUCUUCUUCAAUUGAUGAAACAGCAUUAAAUAAUAAUGAGAGUAACAAUACGUUUGCAACAGCUUCAGAUUUCGACAGUUUUAAAAAUGAUUCCGAUGAUAACGUUACUCUGACGUACGAAACAAAAAGCAUCAAAAUUGUUGAUGAAUCAAUUGAAAUAUCGCAAGAAAAUGAGAGCCAUUCAAUCAAAGAAUUUCUUACAAAUGGACAAGAUAAUAGGGACAACCUUCAAAGUACAAUUACAUCAACACCGUCACUUUUGACAUCAGCAGAAAUAAAGAAUAAUCCAAAAAUCCCAUCAGGUAAAAUAACAAACAGGAGAAGUACUUUUGAAAUUGGUGAAAGUAUUAACCAUGUAACUCUGCUCAAAACCGUUUGUGAUGAGUUUGGUACUCCAAAGGAAACUAAUAACAUAAAAAAGAGAAAAUAUGGGGAAAGCACCCCUCAUCCCAAAAAAAUAGAAACAAUUUCUAUGUUAGAAGAUGAGACUUCAAUCAAUUUAAUUGACUCCCCAGAAUAUAUUUCGAAUCACGAAAAAGGGGAUUGCAGAAAAAUAUCCACAAAUGAUUCGGAUGAAGACGUUAGCGAUAGUGUAUUUGAACAAAAAAGGAUUUCAUCUAUAAAUAGGUUAAGAAAAAAAAGAUCAAAAAGUUUACCCAUAAAAGAUGAAAGUUUGGCAGAGUUUUUAUUUAAUGAGAAAAUGGCCGAUGAUAAUUAUGAUAGAAAUAUUACAAAAAGAAAAAAAGUUACUUUUAAACAAAUAAUUAAUGAAUCUGUAGCAACAUCACCUCUCAAUAAUUCCAACUGUCACAGAACUAUUAAGAGUCCAGUUAAAGUUAGUAAAAUACCAAAAAAAUUAUCGACUUCGCUUCCAUCUUUAGUACAGAAAUAUUCGCACCCAACCACUAUGAGCACACCAAAAUCAAACGCUGUAUCUGGUUUAAAUAAAAAUAAAGAACCAAUUACAAAAAUAACCAGAACUAAACUACCGAAUUUUGCUGAAAUUCACAAGAAACUGUUUAAUAAAAUGGAAGAUAUAAAAGAACACAGCCAAAGAAAAGCAGAAAGAACCAAAUUGCUUUUAUCUGGACACAAACCAGUUAAUAAUAAGGAAAAUGGAUAUUCUUCUCAAAAAAAAGAAAAUGAAAAUUCUUCUCAAGUCAAAGAAAAUGCAAAGUCGAGAAAGCACCUGAAUUUCUAUCAGAACUCUAAACCAACUAACGACAAUGGGAAUAGAAAAUUUGAACAAAUACAAAACAAGUCAAUUGGAAAUCGAAGUACCAAUUCAAUAAUAAAUGUCAAAAAUCAGAUAAAAAUACAAGAAAAUAAACAAAAAACUAAGUUUGGGUUCAAAAUUAUAGACGGUUCAAAACAACCAACAAAAGAAGAACAGAAGAAAGCUGUUGUUGGCAAAACUAAAAUUACUAAAAAUAAUCGAGAUGAAAGGAGGAAUCAUAUACAAGGCGUUAGAAGUAACAGGAGGUUUGAUCUACUAAUGAAAAUGAGAGACAAGAAAAAUUAAUGCGUCAUUGCUUCAAUAUAGCAUACAAGUACCAUUAGUGGUUCCAUAUCUAUACGUUUAUUUGCUUUUUUAAUUGUUAAAUUCGUAUUAAAAAAAUGUGUUUUAUAUAUCUAUAUGUAUAAUAAUA